AUGGGAAACUGUCUAUCAAGUGGAGACGCAACGGAGACUGCACCACCAGCUGACGCUGCAAAGCCAGCCAGCGAAAAGAAGGCCCCAAAGAAGGCGUCUGCUUCCGCAAAGAAGGCAACCGUUGAAGAUUCCAAGAGCGGAAAGAGCUUUGGUGAACUUUACAAGAUUGGAAAACAGCUUGGAGAAGGUGCUUUCUCGACUGUAAAGGAAGGCUCUCACACGCAAUCUAAGGAAUCAUUUGCCAUUAAGAUCGUUACAAAGGCAAAGCUUUCCAAGGAGGAUGAAGUUGCCUUGAAGGACGAAAUCCAAGUGCUAGAAGAAUUGAAACACAAGCACAUUAUCCGACUGUACGAUGUUUUCGAAGAGCCACAAUACUACUACCUAGUCACAGAGAAAAUGAUGGGAGGAGAAUUGUUUGAUAGAAUCGUCCAAAAGAGUUAUUACAAUGAAAAGGAAGCCCGAGAUGUUUGCUUAAUCCUAUUCGAUGCCAUGAAAUACUGCCAUGAUCACAAUGUUGCGCAUCGCGAUUUGAAACCAGAGAACUUGUUGCUGGCGAGUGAAUCUGAUGACUCCAAUAUUAAGAUUGCUGACUUUGGUUUCGCCAAGAAGGUUAAGGAACCCAAUUCACUGACAACACAAUGCGGUACACCCGGUUAUGUCGCUCCAGAGAUUUUGGAGGGCAAGUCUUAUGACACUCAGGCUGAUAUGUGGUCGCUCGGAGUUAUCGUAUACAUUCUAUUGGGAGGUUACCCACCAUUCAUUGAACAGAACCAAAGAGAACUUUUCCGAAAGAUUCGAAAGGGGCAGUAUGAAUUCCACGAAGAAUACUGGGGACAGGUUUCCGAUGAUGCAAAGAAUUUGAUUCGCCAGCUGUUAACAGUCAGCCCAUCUAAGAGAUACGAUGCCAACGGAGCAAUGAAAAACUCAUGGAUUGGAGCGGAUGCAUCGAAAUUGGCAGGACAAAAUCUUGGAGCCAAUCUUGACCAAUUGAAGAAGUACAAUGCCAAGCGUAAAUUCAAGGCAGCCGUAAAGACUGUGGUUGCCGCCAACAAGCUGAAUUCACUUGGCCCCAAUCUCAAAGCUAACCUUGACUAA
Molecule: messenger RNA, 1095 nt
Organism: Cylindrotheca closterium
Lineage: Eukaryota; Bacillariophyta; Bacillariophyceae; Bacillariales; Bacillariaceae
Source: the annotation of a GenBank genome assembly